AUGUCCUCUUCCUCCACUGUAUUCACCAAAUCGGUUCUCAAAACAAAAAAGAAAAGCAAAAUAAAAUUACUCUUUCUGGUCUUAGGGAGAAUUAUCAAAAAUAAUCCGUUUUUAUUUUUUUUCUGUGCCUUACUAGCCGUAAUCACCGCCGUCGUCAAUUUUAAUAUUGGUGGUAACUUGAAGAAUUUGCUUCUUCACAAGGAAAAAACUCUCAGCGAGCAGGUGGUUAAAGAAGUAGAAAAGGAAGAAGGAGAAAGAAUUGAGAAAAAAAAGAUAAAAGAAAUAUUAAACGACAAAGCGGACGAAACCAACAAGAGACAAAAAGAAGUCAAAGAAAAAAUUGAAAAAGUAAUAAAAGGAAAUGGUUCUUUGGCAAAAAAAGAUGCCAAAAAAAUAAUUGAAGAUUCCAGCAUUGAAGGUCGCAAAGUUUAUGACCAAAAAGAUUUCGAAUUUGAAUUUAAUUUUUUUGGCUGGCGCUGA
Messenger RNA from Paraglomus occultum, 480 nucleotides. NCBI's taxonomy places the organism in Eukaryota, Fungi, Glomeromycota, Glomeromycetes, Paraglomerales, Paraglomeraceae. The record is from the annotation of a GenBank genome assembly.